Molecule: messenger RNA, 1202 nt
Organism: Octodon degus (degu)
Lineage: Eukaryota; Metazoa; Chordata; Mammalia; Rodentia; Octodontidae
Product: cytochrome b-c1 complex subunit Rieske, mitochondrial
Exons: 2
Coding region: 94-918 (274 amino acids)
Biological process (GO): mitochondrial electron transport, ubiquinol to cytochrome c
Cellular component (GO): membrane
Molecular function (GO): 2 iron, 2 sulfur cluster binding; quinol-cytochrome-c reductase activity
Source: RefSeq, a predicted model, not a curated record
CGCUGACGUCACAAGUCCUGCGCCUCCUCAAAUCUGCGACGCGGGCGGAAGGUCAUCUCCGUAACCGGCUCGGCCUGUGGUGCAGUAGUCGCCAUGUUGUCGGUCGCCGCCCGCUCGGGCCCGUUCGCGCCCGUCCUCUCGGCCACGUCCCGCGGGGUGGUGGGCGCGCUGAGGCCCUUGGUACAGGCUUCGGUGCCCGCCACCCCGGAGCCGCUGGUGCUGGACGUGAAGCGACCUUUCCUGUGCCGGGAGUCCCUGAGUGGCCAGGCCGUGGGACGGCCUCUGGUCGCCUCCGUGAGCCUCAAUGUCCCUGCAUCUGUUCGUUACUCCCAUACAGAUGUCAGAGUGCCUGACUUCUCCGACUAUCGCCGCGCUGAAGUUUUAGAUAGCACGAAGUCUUCAAAGGAGAGCAGUGAAGCUAGAAAAGGCUUCUCAUAUUUGGUAACUGCAACAACUACUGUGGGUGUCGCAUAUGCUGCUAAGAAUGCUGUCACCCAGUUUGUUUCCAGCAUGAGUGCUUCUGCCGAUGUACUGGCCAUGUCGAAAAUUGAAAUCAAGUUGUCUGAUAUUCCGGAAGGCAAGAACAUGGCUUUCAAGUGGAGAGGCAAACCCCUGUUUGUGCGUCAUAGAGCCCAGAAGGAAAUUGAGCAAGAAGCUGCGGUUGAAGUGUCCCAGCUGAGGGACCCACAGCAUGAUUUAGAACGAGUCAAGAAACCUGAGUGGGUUAUCCUGAUUGGUGUUUGUACUCAUCUUGGUUGUGUACCCAUUGCAAAUGCAGGAGAUUUUGGUGGUUAUUACUGCCCUUGCCAUGGGUCACACUAUGAUGCCUCUGGCAGGAUCAGGAAGGGGCCUGCGCCCCUCAACCUUGAAGUUCCCACGUAUGAGUUCACCAGUGAUGAUUUAGUGAUUGUUGGGUAGAGACUUGGACUCAAGUCCUAGGCUAGGCUUCUUGUAGUCUUCCUAUCACGGCAGAAGAGUUGAGAGCAAGCUCUCUGUACUUCAACUUGGUUAAUUUGGAAUAGUUAAAAAUUGUUAAUAAUGUAUUUGCAAACAUUAAUGUGAAGUGCAUUGAAUUUAAUGUUGAAUAAUUUCAAGCAUUCACGUAAUAAAGCCACUGCUAAACAUUGUUAAACUGUCAGACUUGAAAGGUAUGUUGUCUUUGAUAACAAUUCUAAUUAAAAAUUACAAACUGGUGUACAAGA